AUGGGUCGCAACCGCCGCACGGAACAACUGGAGACCCCCAGGGAUUCACACUUGAGCUCACAACAGGGACCAAUGGAUGGCUUCUUACAACCCCCACGUGGAACUGUUGACUGGAAUGAGAGCCCGGGCCCAGCCCCGCGGCCCCCUGCCUCGACGGUGGGCGGCGAAGCCUCUGCCCUGGAACGAAUUGGCAAUGAGCUGAGGACCAUGGCAGCUGCCAUGGCCACUAAAGCCGAUCUACUCACCACCACGAUCCAAGGUCUUGGGACCGCCGGGACAAGCACCCCCCGACAGCAGCAAGCUCCCCGCAGACGUGGAGGUGGAUCCCCGAUGGGCCGGCUGCCUCAACGACGUCGCCAGGGUCCUGGGGACCAAGCUGAGUGA
Messenger RNA from Pelobates cultripes (western spadefoot toad), 384 nucleotides. The record is from the annotation of a GenBank genome assembly. Lineage: Eukaryota; Metazoa; Chordata; Amphibia; Anura; Pelobatidae.